AACUUAUGAAAAAGAUUUCAAUGUAAACGAUCCACAAUUGAUCGUACUAGUUAUAAGAAAAAUUGCAUUUUUUUGACAUGAAACCUAGCUACAAUGCUAACCUAUAAAUAUCCUUCUGAAUGUCCAAAAUCCUUCGUGAAUCUCAUUUAUUUUCAUAAACAUGUCGACUUUUAAAAGAAACCAUGUUGUGCCCCGGAUCGUAAUGAUAACAAGCAAAGUUCUGGUUUGUUUGUUGGUGUACGCCGCUGCGGACGAAGUUGUGCCUCAGCACACCGAAAACGACAUCCAUUUAGUAGAAACUCAAACCCCCAACUCAAUUUCAAAUAAUAUAGCUCUUCAAGAUGCCACCACCAUACAACCAAACAUCAAAAACAAUUCAACCGAUUCAAAAACAGAAGUUGAAGAAAUUGAGCCAAACUUUUUCAUAAGGCUUUACAAUAAUGUAAUUAAAGCUAUUCAAGAUUUCUUCAAUAGUCCAAGAGUAACAGCCGUCUUGAAAAAUGUUGGGACUUGUAUGGUAAACGGAGCCAUGGAGAUUUUGACCUAUUAUGUACCAGCGCCUAUGAUACCUCUCAUAGCGUCUGCAGCAGGUAUGAUCAUACCUUUUGAACCAGUGGUCACUUUAAGAGAGAAAAUGCCUGUUACCAGUUAUAGAAGAGCAUUUAAUAAAGCUGUUAAUAGUUUUAUGGGUACGUUUGAUAAAUAUAAAACCAUGGGAGUCGAGGAUCCUUAUAUGACGAAUAGGUUUAAUCGGAGAUUUUUGAACGAGAGUCCGGAGAAGAAAAAUAAGCGUUUCAAGGAGAAUCAAAGCGAAGAAGAGAAGCGGUAUAUAUGAAGAAUAAAAAUUUAUUAAUAAAACCUUUUUAUUUUCAAUGCACAUAUUAAAAAGUUUGGGCUGAAUAUUGUCCUGACCAUGACACUCAG
This is a messenger RNA of Cydia pomonella (codling moth), 924 nucleotides long. RefSeq lists its product as uncharacterized. Lineage: Eukaryota; Metazoa; Arthropoda; Insecta; Lepidoptera; Tortricidae. The record is from RefSeq and is a predicted model, not a curated record. The transcript has 3 exons. The coding region runs from base 161 to 835 and encodes 224 amino acids.